AUGGAUCACUCCAACCCCCCACCGACCGAAAGGCCUGGGGCAUCCCAUCUUCCAGAGCACCCUCAAGCCACCAAACCUACCGAGAACCCCAACGAAUCUCACCAACCAAACCCCCGUCCCAAAGAACACGCCCGUGCGAGCCACAGCCGGGCAUUUCGUUUCAAAGAUGGUAGUCGUCCACACCGAAAACGAACCCAUCGUCACCGAUCGCGCGAGCGAGACGGCGAGUCCUCUAAGCGGCGCCAUCGCGAGGACAAGGAGCCCGACCCCACCCCUGAAAACCCCUUUAACUCAACAAGCGAUACCUUCCGAGAAUCGCUCUUCGAUGCCCUAGGCGACGAUGAAGGCGCUGCCUACUGGGAAUCUGUCUACGGGCAGCCUAUCCAUAACUACCGCGUCCCGGACGUACAACGAGGCCCGGAGGGCGAGCUAGAACAGAUGACCGAGGACGAGUACGUCGAGUACGUGCGUCGGCGGAUGUGGGAGCGGACGCGAGAGGGCAUGCUAGCCGAGCAGGAGCGUCUGCGGGCCGAGCGGCAACAGAAAAGGAAGGAGGAGGCUCAGCGGAAUGCGCAGUCUGGGAGGGAGGAGUUUGAACGCGCGAUGGACGCCAGUCUGCGGCGAGGCGCGGAGCGCAAGAAAGCCAAGAUCGAGUGGAGUGCGCCCUGGGCUGCGUAUUUGGAGAGCUGGGAGACCAUCAGGAAGGCUACGGAGGCAUCUACUCCCACGUCGUUGCGCAGUUUGCUUUUCUGGCCUGUUCGCUCUGGGAAGAGGGCCGAUGUUCGGCCGCAGGCUGUUGAGGAGUUCAUGCGUCAUGCUCCGGCGCCGGCGGAGUUGCUUGGUAUACUGAAGGCUGAGCGUAUUCGUUGGCAUCCGGACAAGAUCCAGCAUCGCUAUGGCGCAUUGGGGAUUGAUGAUACUGUUAUGGGCAGCGUCACGGAGGUCUUUCAGAUUGUGGACCGGUUGUGGAACGAGCAAAUAGAACGGCAGCAGUGA
This is a messenger RNA of Penicillium samsonianum, 996 nucleotides long. RefSeq lists its product as uncharacterized. The coding region runs from base 1 to 996 and encodes 331 amino acids. The record is from RefSeq and is a predicted model, not a curated record. Gene Ontology annotation, biological process: canonical NF-kappaB signal transduction. The transcript has a single exon. NCBI's taxonomy places the organism in Eukaryota, Fungi, Ascomycota, Eurotiomycetes, Eurotiales, Aspergillaceae.